AUUUUAAAAUACAUCAUAAAAGUUAGAGGCACAUUGAAGAGGUAUCACAAUGGAUUCUGAUCUGUAUGAUGAGUUUGGUAAUUACAUUGGUCCCGACCUGGACAGUGACGAGGAUGAUGACCAAAGUAUUUAUGGUCAGCAGGAUAAUCAAGAUGAACGUGAUGAUGAGGCCAUGGAAGAGGAGGAAGAUCAAAACGAAGAUGAAGACAAAGAGGUAACAGCAGUUGUCUUGCAUGAGGAUAAACGUUAUUAUCCCACUGCAGUUGAGGUCUAUGGUCCCGAUGUUGAGACAAUAGUCCAGGAGAAAAAUGCUCAGCCAUUGGACAAACCACUCAUCGAACCUGUCAAGAAGAUAAAAUUCCAAAUUAAAGAACAAGAAUUACCCGAUACCACCUAUAAUGUGGAGUUCAUGGCUGAUUUAAUGGACACACCACCGCUCAUACGUAAUGUGGCUUUAAUUGGUCAUUUGCAUCAUGGCAAAACCACCUUUGUCGAUUGUCUGAUACGUCAGACACAUCCACAAUUUGAUUUGAAUGAAGAACGUUCGCUACGUUAUACGGAUACACUUUUUACGGAACAAGAACGUGGUGUUAGUAUUAAAGCCACUCCUGUCACUGUUGUUCUGCAGGAUGUUAAAACGAAGAGUUAUUUAAUGAAUAUUUUCGAUACACCUGAACAUGUAAACUUUUCCGAUGAUAUUACAGCCGCCAUGCGAUUAUGUGAUGGUGUUGUUGUCUUCGUUGAUGCUGCCGAAGGUGUUAUGCUCAACACUGAAAGGCUGCUGAAACAUGCAGUGCAAGAGAAAAUGCCCAUAACUGUUUGCAUUAAUAAGAUUAACCGUCUAAUUUUGGAAUUGAAAUUACCUCCUCAAGAUGCAUAUUUCAAAUUGAAACACAUUGUGGAAGAAGUCAAUAGUUUGCUGAGUACAUACGGUAAUGCUGAAGAAACUCAACUGGUAUCCCCCGUAUUGGGUAAUGUUUGCUUUGCCAGUUCCCUUUUUGGCAUAUGUUUCACAUUGAAAUCUUUUGCUAAACUAUAUGCUGAUACCUAUGAAGGUGUUAAUUAUGUGGAAUUCUCAAAACGAUUGUGGGGCGAUAUGUAUUUCCACAGCAAAUCACGUAAAUUCACCAAAAAGCCGCCACACAAUUCAGCACAACGUAGUUUUAUUGAAUUCAUCUUGGAGCCAAUGGGUGGCGUAGGGGAUGAUAGAUACCAAGCAACGGCUCUGAUUUCAUCUCAAUUGUGGACACUGACCUCCCUGCGGUGUCACUUGGGGUAACUAUGUUCAACACCC
Molecule: messenger RNA, 1294 nt
Organism: Musca domestica (house fly)
Lineage: Eukaryota; Metazoa; Arthropoda; Insecta; Diptera; Muscidae
Product: 116 kDa U5 small nuclear ribonucleoprotein component-like
Exons: 1
Coding region: 50-1279 (409 amino acids)
Biological process (GO): mRNA splicing, via spliceosome
Cellular component (GO): cytosol; U4/U6 x U5 tri-snRNP complex; U2-type catalytic step 2 spliceosome
Molecular function (GO): U5 snRNA binding; GTP binding; GTPase activity
Source: RefSeq, a predicted model, not a curated record